AAGAGAGUCAGAGACUUGCCUGGGGAAGGGGCAAGCAGCCAGUAGCUUGGUAUAUAGCUAUAGCCCCAGUCUCUUGAAUCUAGUAACAAAGCUUGGUGAACAUAUGAGGCCAACACGGUUUUUCUUUUAUGUGGGUGUUUAACAGGCUUUUUUUUAAAAGGAAAACCCAGAGUCCUGUUUCAGUGCCAUAUUCAGACUUCUGAAUAUGGACAGCGAGGGAGCUGCUGUAUUCACCUGCAACAGUUGUGGGAUGUUCAUGUUCCAGCCUAUGGAUGUGAGUAAUUUCACCUGCACCAAGUGCAAGUUGGUAUCCCUGUUGGAACUUGAAGAGAAGGUCCACUAGCUAGAAGACCAGGAAGUUUGUACAAUAUGGACAAUGGAUUUGGGCCUAGUCACUCAGCUAUCAAUGUUAAAGGCGGAGGUGUUAGCAAGCGCUUCCUCAUCAUCUAAGCCUUGGCUAAUCCCAGGCAGGACUCAAAAUAAAAGCCAGGAGGUGACAGUACCACACUAGGAUGCUGUCAGCCUUUGUGGGUGUGAUAAGAAAGAAGUUCCUGGAAAGAUUUACCUUCAAGCACACCAUGUUUCUAAAAUUGCUAGUGGCCAUUUUGUUUAUGGUAUCAGCUGCCACCGCAUCGGAAGGAGAACGAGUAACUGGUGGGAAGCCCUGUCUUGCCAACUCUCAGCCGUGGCAAGCAGCACUCUUUUCUGGCUUCAGACUAAAUUGUGGAGGGACCCUGAUCCACAGAUCAUGGGUGCUCAGUGCAGCCCACUGUAAAAUGAGAUGUCCUUUCCCUGUGCGUCUUGGAGAGCAUGACCUCAAGCGCUUGGACUGGUCUGAACAGCUGAAGCUAGCCUCCAAAGUCAUUGUGCAUCCUGGCUAUGACCCUCAAAGCAAAAACAAUGACAUCAUGCUCAUCAAACUGCUCACUCCUGUCUGCUUGAAUAGCAAAGUCAAAAUCCUCAACUUGCCAAACACCUGCCCUGUUCCUGGAACCCAAUGCCUUGUUUCAGGAUGGGGUACAACAACCAGCCCUGAAGUACGUUUCCCAGAUGUUCUGCAUUGUGCAAAUAUCACCAUUGUCAAUCAUGAGGUUUGCCAAUCCAUCUACCCCAGCUAUAUCAAUGAGAACAUGGUCUGUGCUGGCAGGAUGGAAGGAGGCGCAGAUGCUUGUCAGGGUGAUUCAGGUGGACCCCUUGUCUGCGAUGGGAAACUGCAAGGGAUUGUAUCCUGGGGGCCCCAGAUAUGUGCGCAGCCGAAUAAACCAGGAGUCUAUGUGAAUGUCUGCAAAUAUGUGGAAUGGAUUAGAGAGACAAUCAGAAAUAAUUGACGACCAGUUGGCAGUUUUGAACAAACUGGAGGGAGGGCAAAUAUACAGAAUUUACAAAACUUCUAUCAUUCUUCCUAAA
Sceloporus undulatus (fence lizard) is the source of this 1407-nucleotide messenger RNA. Its product is annotated as trypsin-like. The record is from RefSeq and is a predicted model, not a curated record. The transcript has 7 exons. Gene Ontology annotation, molecular function: serine-type endopeptidase activity. Gene Ontology annotation, biological process: proteolysis. Lineage: Eukaryota; Metazoa; Chordata; Lepidosauria; Squamata; Phrynosomatidae. The coding region runs from base 513 to 1328 and encodes 271 amino acids.